AUGAACUUGAACGAAAAAGAUAAUGUGGCAUCGAAAUAUUUAUUGACCGAAAAUGCUAUCGUCAAUAACACAAUUGAUAUUGAAAAAUUGAAAACACGCAUACAGCAUAUAAAUUCUAAACAAAAUAUAAGCAACCUGGACGAAUUCACGCCAGUAGGAGAUCACACGCCGAUCCUGGUUAUUCAAGUGCAUAAAAAUAUUAAACAUUUGCAACACCUUAUCAUCUCAUUGUCCGAAGUUCAAGGCAUACAGACAGCUCUCUUGAUAUUUUCUCACAGUUUUUACAACGAACCAAUAAACCGCCUCGUAAGGAACAUUGAUUUUUGUAAAGUGAUGCAAAUAUUUUAUCCUUUCUCCCUACAACUUCAUCCGUAUAAACAUCCGGGCAUCGACCCCGGUGACUGUAAGCCUGGCUUGUCGAAAACGAAAAACGCGAAAUAUUGCCUCAUUCGCGACGCCCGUCUCACAGAACACAAACAGCACUGGUGGUGGAAGGCUAAUUUUAUUUUUCAAGGCACAAAGUGCUUACAAAGACAUGGAACUCCUGUAGUUUUUCUCGAAGAAGACAACUACGUUGCACCAGACUUCCUCUACAUGUUCCAAUAUAUCACUCGCUCGUUGGAUUACUUUCCCAGUGUGGACGUCAUGUCAUUUGGAACACCGUGGACGAAAAACGUCAACAUGAAUCUACUCACAGUGGAAUCUUGGAGACCGGCUUAUGAUAUUGGUUUAGCUUUCAAUAAGACGACAUGGCGGAAGAUAUUGCAAUUAUCGGGACAAUUUUGUAUGUAUAACGACUACAGUUGGAGUUAUUCAUUGCUUCAUGUAUUCGAAAGCUUCCCUAAGGGGCAUGUAGACAUGGUGGGGUGCGUGGCGCCACGCGUAUUAUCGACGAAAGAGUAUGAUAAUAAUGUUAACAUAUUUAAAAAAAAAACGGAGUUGUUUUCUGCAUUGAACCUGUUUCCAAAGAAAGUACAAGCCGUUUUCUUAUUUGGACCCGAAGGGAGAGUGGAAAGAGUUCUGAAAGGCCCUCCAGUUGGCAGAGGUGGUUGGAAUGAUCUUCGAGACCAACUCUUGUGUCUGGAUCCCAUGAUGAGCACGACCACAGAAGAAAAGCGAUACAAUGAAUACGAAGUCACCAGAUCCUAA
Messenger RNA from Vanessa atalanta (red admiral), 1149 nucleotides. Its product is annotated as alpha-1,6-mannosyl-glycoprotein 2-beta-N-acetylglucosaminyltransferase-like. NCBI's taxonomy places the organism in Eukaryota, Metazoa, Arthropoda, Insecta, Lepidoptera, Nymphalidae. Gene Ontology annotation, molecular function: alpha-1,6-mannosylglycoprotein 2-beta-N-acetylglucosaminyltransferase activity. Gene Ontology annotation, cellular component: Golgi membrane; Golgi stack. Gene Ontology annotation, biological process: protein N-linked glycosylation; oligosaccharide biosynthetic process. The transcript has 2 exons. The record is from RefSeq and is a predicted model, not a curated record. Bases 1 to 1149 code for a protein of 382 amino acids.